Huiozyma naganishii CBS 8797 is the source of this 966-nucleotide messenger RNA. RefSeq names its product Yhp1p (gene YHP1). Gene Ontology annotation, molecular function: DNA-binding transcription factor activity, RNA polymerase II-specific; RNA polymerase II cis-regulatory region sequence-specific DNA binding. The coding region runs from base 1 to 966 and encodes 321 amino acids. The record is from RefSeq and is a predicted model, not a curated record. NCBI's taxonomy places the organism in Eukaryota, Fungi, Ascomycota, Saccharomycetes, Saccharomycetales, Saccharomycetaceae. The transcript has a single exon. Gene Ontology annotation, biological process: regulation of transcription by RNA polymerase II; cell differentiation.
AUGUUAGCUAACGGGACCGUGCCGGGUUCUUAUAACCCUGUAACGGGGUACUUCAUCCCCCAGUACGACAUGCAACCCCAGCAACCACAACAACAGAUCAUAUAUGAACAGAGACCGCAGGAGUACGGAAUGCAGCCUGAAAUUAGAAUAUUCGUGCCUUCAAAUGGGGUACAGUUGCCAUCGUUUCACAGCAUAAUGGGGGGUGUGCCACCUGCUACUGCUGCCGCUGCUGCACCUUACCAGACUUACACUCAACCACCACCACCACAGCAGCCUCACGCACAGGUACAGUACCAAAUUCAACCACAACUGAAUAGAGGUAUCCAGUUACAACCACAGUAUCUGCCACAGCAGUCGUUUGUGGUCAACCAGGGUAGAAUGGUACCCGAGUUCCAGAAACCUGGGUUGGAGCUCGGACACCUUGUCACACCACCGCAUUCACCAGAUGGACAAGACAAUCUGAAAUGCAAGACCACUGGUAAAUCAUCAGAACGGAGAUCCUCGUCCGUCUCGUCGACUUCCUCCGCACUCGCUGCUUCUCCUGAAUCAUCCUCGUCCUCUUCGAGGAAAAGGUUCUCGUUUAUUACACACUCGAAGGAAACUUUUCCCAAGAAACUGAUAAACGGCGAGGAGGUCUCCAGUAAACCCAAGAGGCGCAGAACUACCAAAGAACAGAAAGAUAUCUUGAAGAAAGCGUUCGAAAGGAAUAAAGCUCCAAAUAAACAGGAGAAAUUAGAACUGGCAAAGAAAUGUAACAUGAGUGAAAAGGCAAUUCAGGUUUGGUUUCAAAACCAGAGACAGUACAUCCGGAAGGAACAGGCUUUGCUCGCGGGGAGGUACCAGCUCACACUGAACGGGUUCCCACAUAGCCCCUACAGCGACACAUCCUCCAACAGGCGACCCAUGCCGGAAGGUUCCGGUGCCAAUUAUCCUGCAGGAAAUUAUAUUCUUACCAAUCAGAUGUGA